UGAGGUACUGUACUGUACAGCCCAUCACCAGAACAGAACAUUGAACAAUACACACUGCGUAUCCAACGCAGCAACUACUCCCUUCUUUCAUCGGGUAUCUAAGACAGCCAUUCUUCGAAGCAAUGGGCCGCACGACCCGCCCCGCACCUGCGCAUACCAAGCAGGGCCAGCCUCAACAUCACCCGCAGAAUCGCCAGCAACAGCACGCCCAGCCUCGGGGCCUGCGGACUGCUCAUGGCCAUCCACCGACUCAUCAUGGCGCAAGCGCACGCCAGCAUCCGGCAGCGCAUCCACCCCCAGCUCACCCUAAUCCAGCAGCGCACCCACAUCCGGUAGCUCACCAACCUCACCGCGCUCCACAGCACCACCCCGUCGCUCACCACCCCGCACCACACCCUCAACACAGUCCCCACCCCGCCCACCCUGCCCAUCCCUCCCGCACCAGCCACCCGCACAGCAGAGCCCCCGUCAUAGCCGGCGCAGCAGCCGGCGCAGCAGCCGGUCUCGGCGGCGCGGUGAUCUACAACGAAUGGAGCCAAAACAACGAAACGAUCGAGCUACGAGAGACCAACCCCAGCGACCGGGAUUCCGGGCAAUAUGUCCGAGAGGACGGGGACGAUUGGUCUGGGGACGAUGAUAAUAUCCACGAUGGCGACCGUGGAUAUGUGGACAAUAAUAAUGAUAUGACGUACCCCGGGAAUGACCUUGCGACGACCACCCAGUAUACUGGGUAUCAGGCACCGGAGGCGCCGAGGAUGGAGAAGAGCGAUGACGACGAGGAUUGUUGUGGGGGAUGUGAUGGGUGUUGCGAUGGAUGUUGCGAUGGAUGCUGCGGGGGAUGCUGCGGGGAUAGUCAUAAUAACAAGGAUGAUGAUGGGUGUUGUUGCUGUUAGGGCAUUUGUGAGUUGUGGAUUGAGGGUAUUUGCUGUUGCAUGACAUGUACAGUACAGUACAGGUGAUUAUGUUACUACUGUUUGAUCCAAAAUCUAUGUCUGGAGGUCGA
Molecule: messenger RNA, 1003 nt
Organism: Aspergillus uvarum CBS 121591
Lineage: Eukaryota; Fungi; Ascomycota; Eurotiomycetes; Eurotiales; Aspergillaceae
Exons: 1
Coding region: 123-893 (256 amino acids)
Source: RefSeq, a predicted model, not a curated record